AUGGAGCCCUGGCGCCCCAGCCCAAGAAACCCAAUGGACAGGAUAGAUCCUAACACCUUCCGUUUCCACUUUCCAAACCUGCUCUAUGCUUCUGGGCGGAAACUCUGUUAUCUCUGCUUCCAAGUGGAGACAGAAGACUACUUCUCGUGUGAUGACAGCGACCGGGGAGUUUUUCGGAACAAGGUCCAUCCCUGGGCUCGAUGCCAUGCAGAACAGUGCUUCCUCUCUUGGUUCCGUGACCAGUAUCCAUACCGUGAUGAAUACUACAAUGUCACCUGGUUCUUAUCCUGGAGCCCCUGCCCCACCUGUGCAGAGGAGGUGGUUGAGUUCCUGGAGGAGUACAGAAACUUGACGCUGAGCAUCUUCACCUCCCGCCUCUACUACUUCUGGGACCCAAAUUACCAGGAGGGGCUUUGCAAGCUAUGGGACGCAGGGGUCCAGCUGGACAUCAUGUCCUGUGAUGAUUUUAAACACUGUUGGGACAACUUUGUGGACCACAAGGGAAUGCGCUUCCAGAGACGGAAUCUGUUAAAAGAUUAUGAUUUCCUGGCUGCAGAGCUUCAAGAAAUCCUUAGGUGA
This is a messenger RNA of Felis catus (domestic cat), 579 nucleotides long. It is a transcript of the gene APOBEC3C, whose product is annotated as apolipoprotein B mRNA editing enzyme, catalytic polypeptide-like 3C. Gene Ontology annotation, cellular component: cytoplasm; P-body; nucleus. Gene Ontology annotation, molecular function: zinc ion binding; RNA binding; cytidine deaminase activity. The record is from RefSeq and is marked provisional. Lineage: Eukaryota; Metazoa; Chordata; Mammalia; Carnivora; Felidae. Gene Ontology annotation, biological process: negative regulation of single stranded viral RNA replication via double stranded DNA intermediate; cytidine to uridine editing; defense response to virus.